Drosophila innubila is the source of this 719-nucleotide messenger RNA. RefSeq names its product 39S ribosomal protein L13, mitochondrial (gene mRpL13). The record is from RefSeq and is a predicted model, not a curated record. The transcript is spliced from 3 exons. Bases 120 to 656 code for a protein of 178 amino acids. Gene Ontology annotation, cellular component: ribosome; mitochondrial large ribosomal subunit. Gene Ontology annotation, molecular function: mRNA binding; structural constituent of ribosome. Lineage: Eukaryota; Metazoa; Arthropoda; Insecta; Diptera; Drosophilidae. Gene Ontology annotation, biological process: negative regulation of translation; translation.
GCUAACUUCACGCGAGUCAAAAAUUGCGCACAGCCAACUUCGCGUUACAGAAACAUAAAUAAUUUUAUAAGUUGCUUGUUUCGGCUGCUCAAAUUAAUUUUAGUUUAACUGAAACAAGCAUGUCGAUAGCUAAGCGUGUACAGCAAUGGGCCACAUUUGCGCGGACUUGGCACAUUUAUGAUUGCACCUGGCAAAACCCUUUUGAGUCCGCUCGCCUGGUCAAAACACAUCUGAUGGGCCUACACAAGCCCAUAUACCAUCCAAUGAAUGACUGUGGCGACCAUGUGGUGCUGAUCAACACAAAGGAGAUAGCGCUGCCGGGCGAUGAGUGGGUUAAGCGUGUCUAUUUCCAUCACACUGGCUAUCCAGGUGGCGCAUCCUGGACACUGGCCUGGCAGCUGCACAACAAGGACCCCACCAUGGUCAUGAAGAAAGCUGUGUACAAUUCAAUGGAUGGAAACCUGCAGCGUAGACACACCAUGCAGAGAUUGCAUCUCUUUGCCGAUGACAAAGUGCCUGAGGAGAUUCUGGCAAAUGUUACGAAUCAGAUACGCACACCGCGCACAGUGCCUCAGCGUCUCGAUCACAUUGACAAGGAAACACUGGAAAAUUUCCCCGCCAUUAUGGAGUAUCCUAAGGAUUAUGUGUUGCGUUAAGCACGCCUUCAAGUAUUGUUAAGUCAAAUAUAAAAAUUGAUAUUUAAAAAAAAAACGCUUUUU